Pyricularia grisea is the source of this 1740-nucleotide messenger RNA. RefSeq lists its product as uncharacterized. Gene Ontology annotation, molecular function: zinc ion binding; nucleic acid binding; DNA-directed RNA polymerase activity. Bases 458 to 769 code for a protein of 103 amino acids. The transcript is spliced from 2 exons. Lineage: Eukaryota; Fungi; Ascomycota; Sordariomycetes; Magnaporthales; Pyriculariaceae. Gene Ontology annotation, biological process: DNA-templated transcription; termination of RNA polymerase III transcription. The record is from RefSeq and is a predicted model, not a curated record. Gene Ontology annotation, cellular component: RNA polymerase III complex.
GUCGGACUGGCUUAAUUCGGCCUUUGAUUUGCUCACCAGAAGUGGUAUAACUGCUAUCCCCGACUCGGCGUGCAGGAUAAUGUGCAACGACGAACUCAUUCGAGCGGACGUUAAUAACAUUCACACUAUUGGUAUCUACACGAUUGAGCCCAGGGCCCAUAAGUCCACACAACCUUGUAGCAAAGCAGAGAAGCCCGAGCUGCAAUUAUUUGUCAAAAUGAAUCUUCUGGACAUUGAUAUGGGGACAUCAAAGCCGACUCUUGAAUGACCAUGGUGAGCAUCUGGGAUGUCAUGUGCUAGUUCACGUGACACCGGGUGUCACUGCUCUCGACUCACAUAGUGGUGGGGCAGCCUUAGUAUCGCGGAGCUUCUCUUUCCAUCGUCUCCAAAAAGCUUGAAAAACUUAUACCAGAUUACCGCUCGAAAGUGAGCCAAUCGCAAAUUCCCACACUCCAAAAUGCUGCUCUUCUGCCCCAGCUGCGCCAACGUCCUAACCGUCUCGGCCAUGGAGACGGGCAAGAACCGACUCGAGUGCCGAACGUGCCCGUAUGAGUUCGCCAUCAACGAGCCCCUCUUCAGCCGCAAGGAGUUUGCACGCAAGGAGCGUGAGGACGUCUUUGGCGGACCCGGCGCGUGGGACAAUGCGCAAAAGGGUCGCGUGCAGUGCCCCGCCGACAACUGCGACGGCGAGGAGGCUGCCUUCUUCCAGGUCCAAAUCCGCAGUGCCGAUGAGCCGAUGACAAGCUUUUACAAGGUGCGUUUUUUUUGAAGUCGUGAUGACUGUCGUUGUUAUGUUUUAGCCAGUCUGUGCGCGUUUGGUUUCUACCGAGAAACACAAAAACGCCACGAUGACAUCACAUGAUUGAAGUAUGUGCUAAUGUGUUGUGUCUUUUCGGCGCUUCGUAGUGCAUGACUUGCGGCCAUAGAUGGCGUGAGAACUGAGGGAUCGUCGUCGGUGGUUGUUUCGGUAUUUUGGUAUUUUUUUUUCUUUUUGCGACGGAGUGGGGGAAGAGCCGCCUGGCAGUCUUCUUGCUUUCGGAUCUGUUAAUUACGGCGAAAUGGCGUUCGCAGCGGAGGCGUUCGGUUGGCUUUAAUAUCGUGGCUUUGAAUGUGUGCAGAUUUUUGGCGCCCUGGGCUGGGCGAGCUUUGGUCGUCGCCAAGUGAUCUCAAUACCUCGUACCCCUUCUCUCGAAAUUCCAAGGCCUUUCCUAGUGAUAUCAUGAAUCCCCUUUUUUUUUUCAAGGCUUCUUGUCCUCCAUGUGCCACUCGACGGCAGCCCGCAUCCCUUGCUCUACCAGCGCGUUUACCAGCUCCGGCAUGAUGAUGUCCUGCCUGAACUUCUCCUGCUGCAGCAACUCAAGGCUGCGCAGGGUAGGUCCGGGAUAGGUCAGGUACUUGACGUACGGUGGGCGGGUCCAAUACUGUAGGUAGUCGAGGUAGGCGACGAAGGCGGGCUGGGAGAGCACCUUGCUCACGGCCAGGUGAUUCAGGUAGAUGGGGUUGCCUAGGGCCUGCACGAACUCAAGCUCGAUCUCGAAGCGCGUGUGGCCGCCGUACUUGGGCUCAUCGGCGGUGGAGGACGUCGCAGGCGGGGGAUCCGAGGUGGUGGCUGAGGGCUGCGGCACAGCAUCGGACAUUUUGUUUGAGUUUUCCCGUGUGAGGCUGUCUGCGGUGUUUGGAGAUGAUGUAAAAUUUGUAGGGGAACAAGCUUUCCUGCAGAUAGAGUAAUUGGAAUUACCG